AUGUCUGCCCCAGGUUCGGGUCCUUCCGUUCCACCCGCGCCUGAUGUGACUGCGAUGAAUCCUGAGCGGGUUCGGAUGCUCUCUGAGGCUCCUCGAGAGAAAUCUCCCAAGCCGGCACCUGUGAUCAAGAGAGAGGAGUCUUUAGUUCCUUUCAGGGUCACAGGCGCCAAUAGAGAUGCCUUGGGUGACUGGUCUAACCGUUCCUCCCGGGGCUCUCAGAAAUCCGAUGGAGGCUCCAUCAAGCGGUCCAUCAGCGAGCUCAUGACGGAGGCCAAGGAGAAACGUGCGCAGCAGGAGAAGAAGCCAAAAAUCGCUCCCGUCAAAAAGUACUACACCGAUAUUCAGCCCCUUGGUCUUGCUCCUCUGCCAGACGACUCCACCCAUUACCUUACUUCACUCUUGCGAAACCGCAACUUGAACCUCUGCUUGCAGGCCGCUCCCAACAAGAAGAAUGAUGCGCCUGGAAAACCCAAGACAUAUACCUUUCUCAUCUCCAAUGCUGGAAUGGUCCAGCAUGAGAAGCUGUCCAUGCUGGGCCAUACUCGAGCUCUCCCUCUAUCCCUUCAUGAUCAGGACAUUUCUUCUUCAGACGGUGCCAUCACCCGCACCGUAAUUGGCGAGUUGCUCGAGGAUGUCUGGCCUAGACUCACAAAGAGUGACAAGUAUUCGUACGCCAGGCAACUCCGCAACCUCCUCCACAAGAUGCGGAAUGAGAGCAAGCAGGGACCAAAUUAUCCCCUAGGGUCUAUCGAGUCAGGAACAUACAGUUUGCUUCAAGACAAGCAUCCUGACCAUACCUACUAUGCAAUUCGUCCAAGCCCCAGCCAGAAGCAGUUCAUGGCACUUCUCAUGUCAACUUUGUAUGAGUCGGUGCCGAAAGCUGUGGCCAAGGCCUUGAUCACACAAUUUCGCAAUGAUUAUCCUUCGGUUCUCACCCAUGGGGCCCUGUGCCCCAGGAACAUUGUUGUCUCCAACAACAUCAUCAGCUGGAUCCUUGGCUGGGACUGCGCAGGACAGUAUCCAGUUUGGUGGGAGUACGCGCGGUUCUUCGAGGCGAGAACUACCGAGGCGAACAGUGACUGGUAUAGUUACGCAGCUGAGAUUUUUGAAGAUGAGUUCCCGGCUGAGUUGGCGGCCUACCAGGGAAUUGCGAGAUGUCAGCAGCCCUGA
Molecule: messenger RNA, 1170 nt
Organism: Fusarium oxysporum Fo47
Lineage: Eukaryota; Fungi; Ascomycota; Sordariomycetes; Hypocreales; Nectriaceae
Exons: 2
Coding region: 1-1170 (389 amino acids)
Source: RefSeq, a predicted model, not a curated record